Sardina pilchardus (European sardine) is the source of this 335-nucleotide messenger RNA. Its product is annotated as liver-expressed antimicrobial peptide 2. The record is from RefSeq and is a predicted model, not a curated record. The transcript has 3 exons. Bases 1 to 246 code for a protein of 81 amino acids. Lineage: Eukaryota; Metazoa; Chordata; Actinopteri; Clupeiformes; Clupeidae. Gene Ontology annotation, biological process: antimicrobial humoral immune response mediated by antimicrobial peptide; defense response to bacterium.
AUGAAGACCAUCGAUCAGAGGGUGAUUGUCCUCAGUUUGGUCCUGAUCCUGAUCGCCGCUGUGCAGGUGAAGUCUGCUCCGGUGGCUGAGGAGUGGGCCACGGGCCUGAUCCACCGGGCCAAGCGCUCUCUGCUGUGGCGCUGGAACAUGCUCAAGCCUAUGGGGGCCAGCUGCAGGGAGCACUCGGAGUGCGGCACACAGUACUGCAGGAAACACACCUGUACAUUUCGCAGCUAUUCCUCUUGAAUAUAUGGAUUCCACUACUACCUGGACAGAACAAUUUCAUGAACUUUGAACCACAAAACACACUGAGGUUUUUAAGUUUGCCGGUCACU